AUGGAAGUUUUGGAUCUCGGUGACAAUCAUAUUGAGGAUACGUUCCCAAGUUGGUUGGGAACACUCCCAGAACUAAAAGUUCUUGUUUUGAAGUCCAACAAUUUGAAGGAUCUUUUGAAUAUUCCCAGAGGAGCUCAUCUCUUUCCCAAGUUACACAUUUUGGACCUCUCCAACAACAACUUCAGCGGUCCUUUGCCAGUCAACUUGAUAAUUAACCUUAAAGCCAUGAUGAAUGGCAGAAAUAGGACGGACAAAUCAUUAUAUAUGAUACGAUAUCUUGGGGAACAAGGUAAGCUAUUGAGGCCAUAUGAAAAUUCCGUGACCCUGACCAUGAAAGGGCAAGAGAUUGAGCUAUUGAAGAUCUUGACCUUCCUCACAGUUAUUGACUUGUCGCACAACUCUUUCCAAGGAAAAAUCCCCAAAGUUUUUGGACAUCUUCACUUUCUUGUAGGGCUCAACCUUUCUCAUAACUAUCUCACAGGUUCCAUCUCUCCGACUCUAGGGAACUUGACUAAUCUUGGAUGGCUUGAUCUUUCUUCGAACAAGCUUAGUGGGGUAAUUCCUAGAAAAUUGGGAGAUUUGGCAUCCUUUGGGUACUUAAACCUCUCGAGGAACCAACUCACUGGUCGAGUUCCUCAAGAUAAGCAACUGAGCACAUUUUCAAGCGACUCGUUUAGUGGGAAUCCAGGCUUAUGUGGAACUCCAUUACCAAAAGCAUGCCCCGGCGAUGCUCAACCUCCUCCGCCAUCGUCCACAUCAACUUUCAACCACGAAGGGCAUGAGAGUUGGUUCAAACAGAAAGUAUUGUGGAUAGGUUAUGCAUCAGGAAUCGUAAUUGGGAUUUCGAUAGCAUACAUUGCAUUUGAAACGGAAAGACCCAAAUGGCUCACACGAUGUGUGAAAUUGUUAGAGAGAAGAGUAGCCGGGUGGAUGGAGAAGCCAAAGAGGAAGGCCAUCAAAUUUCAUGGACAUUGAAAUUGUUUGAGAAGUUGUCUCUGUAAACUAGCAUUGUAAGUUCAGCGA
Syzygium oleosum is the source of this 1023-nucleotide messenger RNA. Its product is annotated as receptor-like protein 9DC3. Gene Ontology annotation, molecular function: protein binding. The coding region runs from base 1 to 975 and encodes 324 amino acids. Lineage: Eukaryota; Viridiplantae; Streptophyta; Magnoliopsida; Myrtales; Myrtaceae. The transcript has a single exon. The record is from RefSeq and is a predicted model, not a curated record.